Wallemia ichthyophaga EXF-994 is the source of this 792-nucleotide messenger RNA. RefSeq lists its product as uncharacterized. Gene Ontology annotation, molecular function: nickel cation binding. The transcript has 2 exons. The coding region runs from base 1 to 792 and encodes 263 amino acids. The record is from RefSeq and is a predicted model, not a curated record. Lineage: Eukaryota; Fungi; Basidiomycota; Wallemiomycetes; Wallemiales; Wallemiaceae.
AUGCGCUCAUCAAGCGAUAUCGAGUUCCUCAAGCUGCUGCUCUCAGACUCGAAUUUGCCAACAGGCGGUUUCGUUGCCUCAUCUGGACUGGAGUCCUUUAUCGGCCAUGGUCAAUCGCAUGGUCAGCUCACGCACACCGCCUUGAUCGACUUCCUCCGUUUCAGUUGCGACAACACAGCCAGCACGACGUUGGCGUAUAUAAGCGGGGUGCAUAGCAUAAUACGCGACACACCCACACCCACACCCACGCGCACACAGCUCGAGCAACUGAAGCGACUUGAUGGGGUGCACGAUGCACAGAUGCUCAACCACGCCGCAAAGCGCGCGAGCAAAGCGCAGGGGAUGGCCAUCCUUACGCUGCACGCCAAGUCCUUCGGCGGCCACGACGUCAUUCGCGAUUUCCGACACGCCGUUCGGAGUGCGUCUUCCGAGGGCCAUCUGGCCAUUUGCUGGGGACUGAUGACUGCUGUGCUUGGUAUGCCCUCGCAAGACGCUCAACAUCUCCAUCUUUUCCUACACGCUAGAUCCCUCCUUAGUGCCGCUGUUAGACUUAAUGUCCUCGGUCCGUACGCUGCGCAGAAAAUCCUCCUGCAUGACGCUCGAGAUAUCGUUGAUAGCGCCUUUCACCGCUGUUGUCAUGUGCGCGUUGGUAAUCUAGAUUCGGUUGUUGGAGAUUAUGUAUAUGACACAGACGAUGCAGACGACCAUAUCGGCCCUGCUACGACUUGGCCUUUGAUCGAACUUAUUGGCAGCAGGCAUGACUUACUCCACACACGCAUUUUCAAUAGCUAG